CUGCCAAGUCUCGCGAGAGCUGCCGGCGUUGGCGGCGGCGUCGUCGUGAUGGAGCCGGGCGGUGGCGGAGGUCCGGGCGGCUUGCUCAUUGUCAAUAACAAACAACGGAGCGGGGCGCUGGGGCUGGCCACACCGCCGACGGGGCCCGGAGGAAAGGGUCGGGAACCCAACCGCAACCAGCGGAAGGACUCGGAGGGUUUCUCAGAAUCACCAGACUUUGAAUUUGAAUAUGCAGAUACAGACAAAUGGGCUGCUGAACUGUCAGAAUUAUAUAGUUACACCGAAGGGCCUGAAUUCCAGCUCAACAGAAAAUGCUUUGAAGAGGAUUUUAGGCUCCAUGUGCUUGAUAAAAAAUGGAUAGAAUUGGACACCAACCAGCACCGUACUCAUGCUAUGAGACUUCUGGAUGGCCUUGAGGUCACUGCGCGGGAGAAGAGGCUCAGGGUGGCUCGAGCCAUCCUUUAUGUCGCACAAGGUACAUUUGAUGAGUGCAGCUCUGAAGCUGAAGUUCAGUCCUGGAUGAGAUACAACAUAUUUCUUUUGCUUGAAGUUGGCACUUUCAAUGCUUUGGUGGAACUUUUGAACAUGGAAAUAGAUAAUAGUGCUGCCUGUAGCAGUGCAGUGAGGAAGCCUGCCAUCUCCUUAGCUGAUAGCACAGACUUGAGGGUGCUGCUGAAUAUUAUGUACCUUAUUGUAGAAACUGUCCGUCAGGAAUGUGAAGGAGACAAGCCUGAAUGGAAGACAAUGAGGCAGACUUUCAGAGCAGAACUAGGGGCACCUCUGUAUAACAGUGAACCAUUUUCUGUGAUGCUCUUUGGAAUGGUGACGAAAUUCUGCAGUGGCCAUGCCCCUCACUUCCCUAUGAAGAAGGUGUUGCUUCUCCUGUGGAAAACUGUUCUGUGUACUCUUGGAGGAUUUGAGGAACUUCAAGAUAUGAAGGCAGAGAAACGGGAGAUGCUAGGUCUCCCUCCACUUCCUGAGGACAGCAUAAAAGUAAUUCGCAACAUGCGAGCUGCCUCUCCUCCAGCCUCUGCUUCUGAUCUGAUAGAACAGCAGCAGAAACGGGGGCGGAGAGAACACAAGGCUCUUAUUAAACAAGAUAACCUAGAUGCCUUCAAUGAGAGAGAUCCAUACAAAGCUGAUGACUCACGUGAAGAGGAAGAAGAGAAUGAUGAUGAUAAUAGUCUUGAAGGGGAGACAUUUCCUCUUGAAAGAGAUGAAGUGAUGCCCCCUCCAGUCCAACAUCCUCCUACUGACAGGCUGACUUGCCCCAAAGGUUUGCCUUGGGCUCCAAAGGUUAGGGAGAAAGACAUUGAGAUGUUUCUGGAAUCUAGUCGGAGCAAAUUCAUUGGCUACACCUUGGGAAGUGACACCAACACAGUAGUAGGAUUGCCCAGGCCUAUUCAUGAGAGUAUCAAAACUCUGAAGUUGCACAAAUAUACAUCUAUUGCAGAAAUUCAAGUACAAAUGGAAGAGGAGUAUUUACGUUCCCCAUUGUCAGGUGGAGAAGAAGAAGUUGAGCAAGUUCCUUCAGAAAUCUUGUACCAAGGUCUACUUCCCAGCCUGCCACAGUAUAUGAUUGCCUUGCUGAAAAUUUUGCUGGCUGCAGCACCCACCUCCAAAGCCAAGACUGAUUCCAUUAACAUCUUAGCAGAUGUUUUGCCAGAGGAGAUGCCAACAACUGUGUUGCAGAGUAUGAAGCUGGGAGUUGACGUCAACAGGCACAAAGAGAUAAUCGUAAAGGCCAUUUCUGCUGUUUUGCUGCUGUUGCUCAAACACUUUAAGUUAAAUCAUGUCUAUCAGUUUGAAUACAUGGCCCAACACCUGGUGUUUGCCAAUUGCAUUCCCCUUAUAUUGAAAUUCUUCAAUCAAAAUAUUAUGUCAUAUAUUACAGCCAAAAAUAGCAUCUCUGUUUUGGAUUAUCCAUACUGUGUGGUGCAUGAGCUGCCUGAGCUGACUGCAGAGAGUCUGGAGGCUGGAGAUAACAAUCAGUUUUGCUGGCGGAACCUUUUUUCCUGCAUUAAUCUACUAAGGAUAUUGAAUAAAUUAACUAAAUGGAAACACUCAAGAACUAUGAUGCUAGUAGUAUUCAAGUCAGCUCCCAUUCUGAAACGAGCCCUUAAAGUGAAGCAGGCCAUGAUGCAGCUCUAUGUUCUGAAGCUUCUCAAGGUGCAGACAAAGUAUCUGGGGCGACAGUGGAGAAAGAGCAAUAUGAAAACAAUGUCCGCAAUCUAUCAGAAGGUGCGGCAUCGGCUGAAUGAUGACUGGGCUUAUGGCAAUGACUUGGAUGCUCGUCCAUGGGACUUCCAGGCUGAAGAAUGUGCACUGCGUGCCAGCAUAGAGCGCUUCAAUUCUCGACGCUAUGAUCGCACACAUAACAACCCAGAUUUUCUGCCAGUGGAUAACUGUUUGCAGAGCGUUCUGGGCCAACGUGUUGAGCUACCUGAAGAUUUCCAAAUGAAUUAUGACUUGUGGCUGGAAAGGGAAGUUUUUUCUAGACCCAUCUGCUGGGAGGAAUUGCUGCAAUGAGAGGGAAAUCUUCAGAGACUCAGGGCUAGUCCAUGUGCCCAGGAAUGAGAGCUCUCGUGCUUCGGUCAGCCCAAACAUAGAGAAGAUAAACUGGUUUUCAUAUGGCUUGUAAUCUGCCGUUCGUUUCUUAUCCAUGUGGCAGCAUAAAUUUUACUGCUUUCAGUGACUUAGUCAUAUGACUUUCCAUGGUUCCUGGAUGUCUUAGAAGGUGUUAAAUCUUUGGGGGUUCUUGGGUGGUUUGGAACAUGCUCAAUGGAUCCAAAGUUGUUCACUUGGAGAUAUCUGGACAAUAUCAGUGUCGGCACUGAUGGCUAUUCAGAUCGCUGUUCACUGGACUUGACUAGCUUGUCUCUUUCAAACUACAAUGCCAUCUUUUUCUGCUCUGCUCCCAUCUAUGUCUCAGAGAGACAGAAUGCUGCCCCUUUUCUGUUAGCUUCUAGGAAAAAGAAGCUUCAUGAAGGUAUUAGUAGAAGGUGGGAAAUAUCUUGGUAUACCAAUCCUCAAUCUGUCACAGGAAAGAGAUCUCUGAAGUCCAUCUAGUGCAUGUUGUGACAACAUUGAGAAGGCAAAACGUUCUUUUUUUGUUUUCAGCAUUACCAGAAUUCCCAUCAGCUAGUUGGCAAUGAAAGCUUUGCAGUUGGCUUGUCCUCUCUUGGGGAAGUGAUCAGGCAACUUCAUCCAGAAAUGUUGGCCCAUUUUGUUUGCUGGUAAAGCCAAAUUGUGUCUAAGAAUAAUUCCAGAUAAUAACUGGCAUAAUUUAGUAAUAUCUGUUUCUUUUCAUUAAGCAAUCUUUCAUAUUUGCAUAUGAUAAAGCGAAGUUCUCGCUUUUAUCAGCAUGCUCGCGUUUCAUCAUUUUGCGCAAGACCAUGUAAAGCAAUUUUUAGUGUAAGUCCAUAUGGUAGGGUAGUUUCCUUAUUCCACCUGCCUACAGUAUUUGUUCUUUCCCAGUCAAUGUAGCAAACUCAAACAUCCUUAUUUUUGAUGUUACUGUUCUCACAAAGAAGUUCAUACGUUUGGAUUUUGUCUCUACUACCCCAAGCAACCCUAUGAAAAUCUGAAAUAGCAUAAUCCAAGGCCAGGUUUGCCGCCUUGUUUUGCAAGAACCAUGCCUCUAAUGGUCUUGCAAAACUGAACUGUGAAUAUGGUGGAAGCGAAGCCAUCUACUUGAAAUAGGCAAUACAUUGAUAUGUUUGUCAAGUGGGUGAUUUCUCUUCCUCAAGAGAUUUGCAGUGUGUCUUGAAUGUUAAAACAGAAGUGCAUGAACCUUAGCAUUAAAUCCAGCAGUAUGAUGGCAUUUUCCAUCUGUCUGCUUUGUAAUCUGGUUACAUCCUUAGUCUGAAAUCGUAUGACAACUUACAUGGAACUAAAUCUUACUGAAAUUAUUGGGAGCUUUUGAGUAAAUAUUUUUAGGACUGGGUGUCCCUAAAAUCCUAUUGCAGAACCAUUGACAAAAAGUUCUCCAGCACUUGUGCUCCGCAGGCAUUACCUUGUACUCAAACACUCCUCCAAGCCUUUUCAUUUGUCUUGCCCAACUUCCAUGUACACAUCGUCUCUCAAAAGAAGCCAGGGAAUUGACAGCCUGGGGCUAGAGAGAACACAUAGCAAGUUUGCCAUGGGCCAUCUGGGAAAAGAGCUCAUACAUCCACUGAGCAUGCGCUUCGUCUUUUUGGGGCUGGUAGAUUUUUCUAAUUUCUGUUGUCUUUCUCUUCUCUCUGGAGGUGUUGGUUACAAGGAGUUAAGGCUAAGCUGUGCUCUCUAGAUGAGGGGUCAUAUUAUUUAUAGCAAUCUUGCAAGCAUAGAAUGAUUUCCUUGUGUCAGUUGGUAUGUGAGACGUUUCUCUGACUUUUCUUGAUUUCUCAGCACACAGUCCUCAUAGAUGUAGUUGUUUGAUGAAUCUUCAAGAACAGAGAUGUUUGUUACAGGUAGAUGAAAAGGGACAUGGUUUUUCCCAUCCUGGACAUAAACUAGGCCAUGUGGUCUGCACAAGGUGUUGGUGCAGCCUGCUAGGUGCUGCCACCGCUUUUCCCCGCCCACCCCUGCCACUGCUUCCUGCCUGCAGCCCACGCUUGCCCUGCCUGCCAUUUACUGCCAGUUGUUCCAGCUGCUGCUUGCCUCCACCCACCUACUGCUGCUGGCUUCCUGCUUGCUUGUUGACCCCGCUUGCCUCCUACCCGUUGCUGCCGCUUCUCCCUGCCCGUCGCCCCAGCUUGCUACUACCUGCUACCUGUUCCUGCCGCUCCCUCUUGCCAUCACCUGCCAGUCCCCACCACUUGUCCUGCCUGAUGCAGCCACUUGCUGCUGCUUGUCACCACUGCUGUUUGCCCCCACCACCUGACAUAGCCCAUGCCAUCACAGAGCAGCAAAGGAAACCAAAUAAAUGAUGGUCAGUAAAGUACUAUUCCAUGGACCACACACCAGCCAUGGACUACCUCUGUUUUCUUUUCAGAGAUGUCAGUUUUUAUUUCCUUGGUUAGGGCCACAAGAGGAACUGCUGGAGGGACCUGAAGUUUUUGUUCUUCCUCUGCAUUCUUUUUUAUUCAAUGUGUUGUCGAAGGCUUUCAUGGCUGGAAUCGCAGGGUUGUGUGCUUUCUGAGCUCUAUGGCCAUGUUUCUGAAGUAUUCUGUCCUGACGUUUUGCCCACAACCUCUCAGGAUGCCUGCCAUAGAUGUGGGCGAACGUCAGGAGACAAUACUUAUGGAACAUGGCCAUACACACAAUCCUUUUUUGUUUUGUCUUUUGUAUUUUUGUGUUUUUUGUUUUGUUUUUUUGCACUUACCGUUUUCUUCAGAGGUUCCUUGUGAAAGGUUUUCAUUCUUUCUAUAAGUUCAGAAUUCCCUUUUGGCAAUACUUGAAUUGAGCUGGCUGCUCUCUCCCUUACAGCGGCAACCGAACCUUCCAUUUCAGUCACUGAUUCUCAAUUGCAGAGAAUCUCUUCAGCAAAGACCAGUAAAAACAGAGGCAUACCUUCUCUAACCUAGAAUUAGGAUCAAGUUUAGUAGAACAAGUACAGUUAGUCUGAUCGGGCAGCCUAAUCCCCAGAUUUUUAUCCAUCCAUAAGUGGGAAUUCAAGCUUUUAAAAAGGUGUACAUACCGAGAGAGCGAGACUCCUUCUAUUUCUUCAUUGUGAACAAUGUGACGGUGGCAUGAUCAUGUAAAAGAAGCAAGCAGUCAUGUAAAACAGUGAACAAACAUUAAAAAUAGCAAAAUGCCUGA
Anolis carolinensis (green anole) is the source of this 5742-nucleotide messenger RNA. RefSeq names its product striatin interacting protein 1 (gene strip1). NCBI's taxonomy places the organism in Eukaryota, Metazoa, Chordata, Lepidosauria, Squamata, Anolidae. The transcript has 21 exons. Gene Ontology annotation, cellular component: cytosol. The record is from RefSeq and is a predicted model, not a curated record. Gene Ontology annotation, biological process: cytoskeleton organization. The coding region runs from base 49 to 2529 and encodes 826 amino acids.